Messenger RNA from Impatiens glandulifera, 1052 nucleotides. RefSeq names its product transcription factor MYB86-like. Lineage: Eukaryota; Viridiplantae; Streptophyta; Magnoliopsida; Ericales; Balsaminaceae. The record is from RefSeq and is a predicted model, not a curated record. The coding region runs from base 9 to 1052 and encodes 347 amino acids. The transcript has 3 exons.
GCUAAAAUAUGGGACACCAUUGUUGCAGCAAGCAAAAGGUCAAGAGAGGUCUCUGGUCUCCCGAAGAAGACGAUAAACUCAUCAAACAAAUCACUUCUCACGGCCAUGGCUGCUGGAGUUCCGUCCCCAAGCUCGCCGGUUUGCAGAGAUGCGGAAAGAGUUGUAGAUUGAGAUGGAUAAAUUAUUUAAGACCCGAUUUGAAAAGGGGAUCUUUUACGGAAAUUGAGGAGAGGAUCAUAGUUGAUGUUCAUAGGAUUUUGGGGAAUCGAUGGGCACAAAUUGCGAAACAUUUACCGGGAAGAACUGAUAACGAGGUGAAGAAUUUUUGGAAUUCUUGUAUAAAAAAGAAACUCAUUGCUCAAGGACUUGAUCCCAAUACUCAUAAUCUUCUAUCCAAGAACACUACUAAUGAUAAACAUAUAUUAUUUAACAUUAACAACAAUACUACUAAAAACGCGAAUCAUCAUCAAGCGAAGAAGCUACCGCAGAUACCGGAUUCAGGGUUGUUUUCGAUCAGCACAGGAACAUGGCAUCCUAAGGAGAUUGUGCCACCGGAAUUAUCAAACAAAGAACCGUUUGUCAUGACAAUGACAUUACCACCUUCUUCUUCAACCGAUCAAAAUAUGAACUUUUGUCAAUAUGUUAACUUUGCUCCACCAAUCUUGCCGAUGAUGGAGGAGGAAUAUGUAAUGGGUGAUGAACAAGAACAGAUUAAUGUCGGUUGGGAUGAAGAUGGGAUCGGAAAUGGUGGAAUCGCCGCCGCCGCGAUGGAUAAUUCAUUAGUGGUGCCACCGGUAGGGGAUGAUGAGUUUGAUAAAUUAAUGGGGUAUUCAUCUUUUAUGUCUUCUUGUGGAAUGUAUAGUAGUAAUCUAUUUUGGAAUGAGGAAGAAAUCACCCGUUAUUUGCGUCCUUCAAUUGAUGAAGCCCUAACUUCGCCGUUCAUUCAUUUAUCCAUUUCCUCUCUCAAUUACAAGAAGCUUUCGUCGACGGUUGUUGCUGAAUCAUCAGCUUCCAUUUCUAGGUUUACAAGGUACAGGAUUACUGUUUUCUGA